AUGAAGUUUCUUACGUUACUCUGUUUCAUAGUGUUUGCCCUGUUUCUUGUGGGAAGAGGAACAGGAGAAUGGUUCUGGAAUGAUGCCCAAGAGCAGCAAUAUGGGCCACAGCAGCAGCAAGGAGAACAGAAUCCGUACGUGUUUGAGGAACAGCAUUUCCAGACUAAGAUCCAGACUCAACACGGAAGAGUGCGUGUUCUUCCUCGUUUUACUCAGCGAUCGGAGCUUCACCGCGGUAUCGAUAACUACCGGUUUGCUAUUCUGGAAGCUGAUCCCAACACUUUCAUCAUCCCGAAUCACAUGGAUGCUGAAGGACUCAUCUUUGUUGCUCAUGGUAAUGGGGCUGUUAGUUUUCUGCGUGAAGACGACAGGGAGAGUUUCAACAUCCGACGAGGAGAUAUUUUCCGGAUUCCAGCUGGAACCACGACUUAUCUCAUCAACAGGGACAACAAUCAUAGGCUUGUUUUAGCCAAGCUCUUGCAGCCUGUUGGUGCUCCAGGUCACUUUGAGAACUUCUUUGGAGCUGGAGGUGAAAACCCACAGUCAUUCUACAGGACCUUCAGCAACGAGAUUCUUGAAGCCGUAUUCAAUACAAGGGGUGAAAGAUUACAGAGAGUUUUCGGACAGCAAAGGCAGGGAGUCAUCGUCAGGGCCUCGGAGCAACAAAUCAGGUCCCUGAGCCAACAGGGAGAAACCGGCGGAAUCUGGCCAUUCCGUGGAGAGUCUGAAUCGAAAUUCAACAUUUUCAAUAAACGCCCAACUCACUCCAACCAGUACGGACGAGUCCACGAGGUCCAGUUCAAUGACUACAGGCAGCUUCAAGACCUUAACGUUGCCAUUUCCCUCGUUAACGUCACCAGGAAUGGAAUGACUUCCAUAAUGUAUAGCUCAAAGGCAACAAAGGUAGGAUACGUGGUCAACGGAGAAGGAUACUUCGAAAUGGCUUGUCCCCAUUUAUCAUCUCAAAGUCGACAAGGAAGCCAGCAGCAACAACAACAGCAGCAGCAGCAGCAACAGGGCCAAGAACAACAAUACGGUGGUCCCGGGUCACAGCGUCAACAGGGAAGUCAACGGGGACAGGGUGGAUACGGUGAAACUCAGGGGCCGCCCCGUUAUCAGAAGGUGAGUUCUCCUUUAAGACGGGGAACCGUAUUCAUCAUCCCACCAGGGCAUCCGGUUGUCUCAGUUGCCUCCCAGAACCAGAAUCUGGAGAUAGUCUUCUUUGAAAUCAACGCCUUCCAAAACCGCAAAUUCCCUCUUGCAGGGAGGAACAAUGUGUUGAACCAACUUGAGAGGCAAGCCAAAGAGCUGGCAUUCGGGGUUUCAGCCAGGGAAGUGGACGAGGUUUUCAACAGUCAGCAAGAGGAGUACUUCUUCAGGGGACCACGUCAGCAGCAGCAGGAGGGAGGACGUGCCGUGGAGUGA
Molecule: messenger RNA, 1425 nt
Organism: Oldenlandia corymbosa var. corymbosa
Lineage: Eukaryota; Viridiplantae; Streptophyta; Magnoliopsida; Gentianales; Rubiaceae
Source: the annotation of a GenBank genome assembly